AUGCCCUGGCAGAGGCAGAAAUACAACCUACUCCCUAGCAUCGAAGACAAACAGAUAUCAGACACAAGGUUAGAAAGUCCAGUUGAUGAAAGGGUUGAAACGGCGCCACUAAAACACCCAAGGGCGUCUACUCAGAGUUUCUGGAUGAUCUUAUCAGGGUCGGUGUUGCUGACCCUGACAGUCAUCGCCUUGACCAGCUUUAUAGUAUUCAAAUACGCCGUCAGCAGGGCAAUCACAAAACCCACAGUCGACCAAUGUGGAAGCACACCUGCGGAGGCACGCAAUCUCGGCUGCAUUUUCGAGACUACUCUCUCCCUCUGGGUGCCUCCGGAGUGCUACGACUUCGAGCUGGAGACAACAUACCUCCAGCAACCAGGCCUCAAGUUCUACCGCGAUGUGAAUCUGACGGAGGAAGUGUCAUUGCGUGAGGUCAAGACCGGCGAGUCGAUUGGAUGGUUUGUGCCGUGGGAUCACCAUGUGCGGCACUGCUCGUUUGCAUUCCGCAAGCUCCAUCGUGCUGCGGCAUAUGGGAAAAAGAUUGACGGAUAUGUGCUUCAGUAUGCUCAUACUGAGCAUUGUUUGAAGAUGAUGACGGAGCCAGAGGACUGGAGAUCAAGUAUCACUCAAUUUGAUAUGCGGAUGUUUCCCUACUGCGGCAAGGAGGGUGGCUUCAAUGUCAACAGUCAGCAUAGAGGUGAAUGGACAGGGUAG
Molecule: messenger RNA, 711 nt
Organism: Exophiala bonariae
Lineage: Eukaryota; Fungi; Ascomycota; Eurotiomycetes; Chaetothyriales; Herpotrichiellaceae
Exons: 1
Coding region: 1-711 (236 amino acids)
Source: RefSeq, a predicted model, not a curated record